CACUUCACGUUGCCGGAAUUAACCCGCAGGGCUAGCCCAGUUCCAAUAGCUGCAGUAGAUAAUCUGAAUCCUUGUUUUUAUUUAGUGGAUCCUCUAUCCCUCUGAGAGUGUGGAACUCCUGAGGUCUUCUUAUCCAGUGACUGUGAGGUGAUGGAGUUUUCAAGUCGUUUUAGAGAGGUGGGCCCCAAGCACCCAGGCAGGGUAGUCAUGGCUGCCAGCCUGACAGGAUUGCUUCUGCUUCAGGCAGUGUCCUGGGCAUCAGGUGCCCGCCCCUGCAUCCCUAAAAGCUUCGGCUAUAGCUCAGUGGUCUGUGUCUGCAAUGCCACCUACUGUGACUCCCUUGACCCCCUGACCUUCCCUGCCCUUGGUACCUUCAGCCGCUAUGAGAGUACGCGUAGCGGACGUCGGAUGGAGUUGAGUACAGGGACCUUCCAGGCCAAUCACACAGGCACAGGGCUGCUACUGACCCUGAAGCCAGAAGAGAAGUUCCAGAGAGUGAAAGGGUUUGGAGGGGCCAUGACAGAUGCUGCUGCUCUGAACAUACUUGCCCUGUCACCCUCUGCCCAGAGUUUGCUGCUCAAAUCUUACUUCUCAACAGAAGGAAUUGAGUAUAAUAUCAUCCGGGUACCCAUGGCCAGCUGUGACUUUUCCAUUAGCACCUACACCUACGCCGACACCCCAGAUGACUUCCAGUUGCACAACUUCAGCCUUGCAGAAGAAGAUAUCAAACUCAAGAUACCCCUGAUUCACCAAGCCCUGAAGUUGGCCCAUCGCCCUGUCUCACUCUUCGCCAGUCCCUGGACAUCACCCACUUGGCUCAAGACCAAUGGGGCAGUGAAUGGGAAGGGGUCACUCAAGGGUCACCCAGGGGAUAUCUACCACCAGACCUGGGCCAAGUACUUUGUCAAGUUUCUAGAUGCCUAUGCUGCGUACGGGUUAAAGUUCUGGGCAGUGACGGCUGAGAAUGAGCCUUCUGCAGGGCUGAUCAGUGGGUACCCCUUCCAAUGCCUGGGCUUCACCGCUGAACACCAGCGAGAUUUCAUUGCCCGUGACUUGGGUCCAACCCUUGCCAACAGUACUCACCGUGAUGUCCAGCUGUUCAUGCUAGAUGAUCAACGCCUUUUGCUGCCCCGCUGGGCACAGGUGGUACUGGCAGACCCAGAGGCAGCCAAGUACAUCCAUGGGAUUGCUGUACACUGGUAUCUGGACUUCCUGGCUCCAGCAAAAUCCACCCUGGGGGCGACACACCGGCUGUUCCCGAACAUGACACUCUUUGCCUCAGAGGCCUGUGUGGGCUCCAAGUUCUGGGAGCAGAGUGUGCGCCUAGGCUCCUGGGAUCGAGGAAUGCAGUACAGUCACAGCAUCAUCACGAACCUCCUUUAUCACGUGACUGGCUGGACUGACUGGAACUUUGCCCUGAAUCCUGAAGGGGGGCCCAACUGGGUCCGCAACUUUGUGGACAGCCCCAUCAUUGUAGACAUUGCCAAAGAUGUGUUUUACAAACAGCCCAUGUUCUACCACCUGGGCCACUUCAGCAAGUUCAUUCCUGAAGGCUCCCAAAGAGUUGGACUAGUGGCCAGUGAGAAGACCGAGUUGGAAACAGUGGCACUGAUGCAUCCUGAUGGCUCUGCAGUUGUGGUUGUGCUAAACCGGUCCUCGAAGGAUGUGCCUUUUACCAUCAAGGAUCCUGCUGUGGGCUCCCUGGAGACCAUCUCACCUGGCUAUUCCAUUCAUACCUACCUGUGGCGUCGCCAGUGAUGGAGCAGAUACCCAAGCAAGGACCUGGGUUCAGCAUGGGCAUUAAAGGGACAGAGUCAGCUUA
Marmota monax (woodchuck) is the source of this 1822-nucleotide messenger RNA. RefSeq names its product glucosylceramidase beta 1 (gene Gba1). The transcript is spliced from 11 exons. The record is from RefSeq and is a predicted model, not a curated record. Lineage: Eukaryota; Metazoa; Chordata; Mammalia; Rodentia; Sciuridae. Gene Ontology annotation, biological process: glucosylceramide catabolic process. Gene Ontology annotation, molecular function: glucosylceramidase activity. Bases 151 to 1758 code for a protein of 535 amino acids.